Messenger RNA from Saprolegnia parasitica CBS 223.65, 1749 nucleotides. RefSeq lists its product as hypothetical. The record is from RefSeq and is a predicted model, not a curated record. Gene Ontology annotation, molecular function: protein binding. The coding region runs from base 4 to 1749 and encodes 581 amino acids. Lineage: Eukaryota; Oomycota; Saprolegniomycetes; Saprolegniales; Saprolegniaceae. The transcript has 5 exons.
GCGAUGGAGUCGACGCUGCAUGCCAGGACGCAGCGGGUCCUGGACGCCGCCCACGCCGCGUACGCCUACGUAGCUUCGACGCGGCUCUACCACGCACUGGUCUUGCUCGUGUUGCGGCUCACGCCCGCCUGCCACGUCAUUUUUGCGGUCCUCACAGGCACGGACGUUGCCUCGCCCGAGGCGCAGCGCGAGCGAGCGCUGGCCAAGGACCAGCUCCAGCACAACGAUGUCUACCGCGACCGGCUGCUCGCGCUCGAGAUUGACCAGUUGGUCGACGUGGGCGACGCGCUGCGCAUGACAAGCCGGCAGCGCAACCGCUUCUUCAUGACCUUUCUCAAGCUCGACUGGACGCGCCGGUCCGCGAUCACAGUCAAAGACCUCUUCUUGUACUGUGGCCUUCGCCGCAGCCGACUCGCCGACGUCGUCUUGCCACCGCCGCCGCGGAAACAGAGCUUUCGUCAGCUUCCCAACCGGUUCGAGAUUAGCCCGCUCUUGUGCGCACUCUACUCGUUUUGCUCGCUGCCGCCAGCGGAGCUGCUGGCGUAUAUCGUAGCAACGGCCGAGACCGACGCCGUGGUCCUCGAUAUUCUAAGCCAGGACGUCGAGUACCUGCAGCUGGUCCAGGUCGCCGACGCUGCGAUCGCUCGGAACGAUUCGUAUGGGCCGGGCCUUCGUCUCCAAGCACAGCUCGCGCGCCUCUUGCAGCUCGUGAUCGGCACGCUCAACCCGCACGAGACCAAGCUCAUGACGGCGCUCCGUUCGCUCUACUCGACGACCGAUGCCAGCGCCAUCGACUUUGCUGCUGUCCAUGGCAUCCAUCAUAUCUGCGAUUUCAUCCAGCGGUUUCCAGCAAUCGUGUAUCCUGCGUUCUGGGUGCAGCGGACGCUACGCCGUCGAAUUCUCGGGCAGCACUUUUGGCGCCGCAUGGUCAACCACCGGCGUGUCUGGAUCACAAGUGGUCACACGCAAACGUUUUUCAGCAUGAGUGAGAUUCUAGAGCUGGGCGCGCCGGCGCCGCUGCAGCCGAAACCAGAGAUACACAAGCGCCAUCUGCCCAAGCCGCUUGCCAAGGUGCUUCCAUCGUCGUGGCUCCUCGCCACGCGCGAGGCCUCGUAUCAGCCCGCUAAGGACGAGGUGCCGCCGCCGCCGCUCGCCGAGGUGCCGCUCGUGCAAGACACGGACGAUGUCACGUCGACGCCACGUUCCAAUGCGCCGAGAACGUGUCUCCCAGACGACGAACGGCUCCAUUACGAGAUUGCAACGGCUAUCGAAGGCUAUGCGAAUGCGGCCGACGCAUGGCUCGUCACGGCGCACAACCUCAUGGCCGCCAUCCAUCUCAAGCAGAUGGAGCUCGACGGCCAAGUGCUUUUGGGACCAGACGCGUUUGCUGCCGAGUACACGCGGCUCGUGACGGGCCUCUCGACGCACUCGCUGCCCGAGGUCGACAAGAUUGCGGUGCGGAAGAGUGUAGUCAAGCAAUAUGGCUACCAGUUUGCCGAUUUCAUUGCGGGGUUUGGGCCUUCCGACACAGCGACCAAGGACGUCACGGCCAAGGGCGCUAAAGUGAAAGGCGGUAAAACCAAGCCAGCUACGCCCGUCGAGACGAGCUAUGCGUGGGACAAGCUCUACGAUCCGGCCGAGAAGCGGCAUUUUUACCACAACGUUCACACGGGCGAGUCGGCGUGGGAGCUGCCGCGGGGCGCAACGCUCGCGCCUUCGUCCAAGCACGAGAGGAAAAAGAAGCGAUAA